GAUGGUUUAGAAACUAUUGGCCUAUACACUCUCAUGAUACAACUGACAUAGACAGCAAUAUUAUUAGAGAAGAAGAAGAGGGAGGCGCAAGACUUGAAAUUAAAUGGACCCCAUUUAUUCUUUUCUUUUUUUAUUUUAUUUUAUUUAAUUUUAUUUUAUAUUUACCAAAAACCCAACCUCCCCAUCAUAUCAUUAACUCAUUUCUCUCUUCCUCCUCUCUUCAUCUAACCCUAACCCACCUCUCUCCCAAAAACACCCAUACUCCCCUCAUCCUUCCACUUCUCUUCUCAAAUCUUCUUCUUCUUCUCUAGCUAAUCCAUUCGGUUCGGUUUCAGAUCGAUUAUUAAUUGUAAAUUAUUGUUCCUUUCAGAGUUGAGUAGCUAGCUACAAUUUUCAACUUCAAUUCAAAUAUUAUGGUGAGUUUAUUUUAAUCUUCUUCUUCUUCAAUUCUAUGAUUCAAUAGAGAUAUAAAAAAAAAAAUAAAAAAAAAACACCCUUCGAAAGCUGUAACAAAGAACCAAAGUUUAGCUAGCUAAGCCAGCAAAAAGUUAGAUAAACCCAAAAAAAAGUUUGUGAAAAAAGUCUUCUUCUUAUUAGCUUAUAUUGCUUUGAUUGAUAUACUCAUAUAUAUUACAUACUAUUCAUCCAACCCAUCCGUUGUACUUCCACUAAUACAAAUUCCUUUCCGCUCCAUUUUCUUAACCUUUACACCUCCACUAUGUUUGCUAAUCACCCACUAAUUAUACUUGUCAAGAUUAUUUCUUGCCUUGUUUAAUUUCUUAUAUUAUUUGUUACUUUCUACAAAGUACUGUAUUUCCUUUAUCUUGAGUUCUUUAACAAGUUGAUCUAGGUAAGCUUAUUGAGUAGUUGUUGGAUGAAUAUGGAUCCGAUUUCGGCAUCGGCACAUGGGCACUCACUUCCACCUCCUUUCCAUCUCCACCCCCACCAAUUCCACCAACUCCAACCUCAGAACAACUCCGAAUCCGACCUCUCCCCCCGCCUUGGCGGGGUUGGUAAACGAGAGCGAGACGACGAUACCACAAGCACCACCGAUAAUACCGGCACCGACAACCAAGAUUCCAAAGAUGGAAGUGGAGAUCACCACAAUAUGAUGACGAGGCGGCCGAGGGGGAGACCAGCUGGGUCUAAGAACAAGCCUAAGCCGCCUAUCAUCAUUACUCGAGAUAGCGCUAACGCUCUCCGAACCCAUGUUAUGGAGGUUUCUGAUGGUUGUGACAUAAUGGAAAGUGUUGCUACUUUUGCUCGCCUUCGACAACGAGGUGUAUGUAUUCUUAGUGGUACUGGGACGGUUGCUAAUGUUACUAUACGGCAACCGGGUUCGACCUCUAGCGGCAACGGCGGUCCUCCCGCCGUUGUCACGCUUCACGGGAGGUUCGAGAUCUUGUCAUUGGCGGGAUCGUUUCUUCCGCCUCCUGCCCCGCCUGCUGCUACGGGGCUUAGCAUAUACUUAGCGGGCGGGCAGGGACAAGUUGUGGGUGGUAGUGUGGUUGGGCAAUUGUUAGCGUCUGGUCCUGUUGUUAUUAUGGCUGCUUCUUUUAGCAAUGCUGCUUAUGAAAGAUUGCCAUUAGAGGAAGACCAAGAAGGUGGUGGGCCUAUGGGAGGAAUGCAAGGGGGUGGUGGUCAACUCGGUGGUGGCGGUGGUGGUAUGGAUCAUCAAGGGAUGCUGCCGUCAGCUCAACAGUUGCUUGGAAACGAUCCAAACGGAGGGGCCGGGUUGUUCCAAGGGAUGCCGCCUAAUCUGCUUAACUCUGUCCAAAUGCCCCCGGAGGGGUAUUGGGGUUCUGGCCGACCUCAAUUUUAAAUAUUCCUGAAAUAUUUAUCUGUAAUUUGAACCAGAAAUGUGACAACUAAUUGUGGACGGGGGAUGCUGGUUACGUGAUGAACGCAAAUGCAAGGACGGUGCAUUACAAUGAAUGAAUCACCAAGAAAAAGAAAGGUCAGUCAAGUAUUUCGCUUGGAGAAAACUCUUUGGUUAAUUGUUGGUAGUGCAAGCUAAGUAAGUAGCUAGCAAGAGGUUCAUUUUAGGAUUUUUUUUUUUUUUUUCUACUUUUCAAAUUUUACUUACAUUGUAGGUAGAAGAUGAGUGCUGAUCGAUGAGAAAAAACUGUUAAUUGCCAUGUGUUUUUAAUUUUAUUUUUGUUUCUUUUUGGGGAGAUUUAGGUUUGGUGCACCCAUUGCUGCAAUUUUUUUCUCCUUACUUUAAAGUUGAUGGUAGUUUGUUGGUCAUUGAAGUUGGUGUUUAAUUAUUUUUGUGAGAUUGCAUGAUGCUUUUAUUAAUUUUUGAUUGAGGAUGAUAUAUCAUUGUACAUUGUUAUUCAAUGGAAAUUAUUCUUGGUCCAAA
This is a messenger RNA of Chenopodium quinoa (quinoa), 2362 nucleotides long. RefSeq names its product AT-hook motif nuclear-localized protein 22-like. The transcript has a single exon. Gene Ontology annotation, molecular function: minor groove of adenine-thymine-rich DNA binding; DNA-binding transcription factor activity. The record is from RefSeq and is a predicted model, not a curated record. NCBI's taxonomy places the organism in Eukaryota, Viridiplantae, Streptophyta, Magnoliopsida, Caryophyllales, Amaranthaceae. Bases 875 to 1822 code for a protein of 315 amino acids. Gene Ontology annotation, cellular component: nucleus. Gene Ontology annotation, biological process: vegetative to reproductive phase transition of meristem.